AUGCAAUGGGUACAAUUUUAUCUCCUGUUGAUUAUUCAUCAAGUGGUGGCUGUUGAUGAGAAUUCACGGGUCGAUUGUUAUCCUGAACCAGGAGCUACACAAGCAGCUUGUGAGGCCAGAGGUUGCGUAUGGAAGGAAGCUUCACAGGAUAGUCCUAUAGGCAUUCCAUGGUGUUUUUACUCACAAGAGUUAGGAUAUAAGGUGGAUAUGCAUGGCAGUGAUUUCAUGCAGCUUUCUCCAGUGAAUCCGACAACCGCAUAUGGUGAAAACAUUUCUCCUCUAUAUCUUACAGUCAAGCCUAAUGGAGCAACUCUCCUGCUUAGCAUUGGUACCAGCGACAGAUAUGUCCCACCUAUACAUCUUCCCAAAAACCCCGGAAAAUCCGCGGACUCCUUGGUAUUUUCGGAUUCUGUAAUUGGAAAAGCUAAUGUUUUUGCCUUCCGAGUUGUGCGGAAAUCAACGGGCACCAAACUUUGGGACACCUCCAUUGGUGGAAUGCAGUUUGCGGACAAAUUCAUACAGAUUGCGACUUAUUUGCCGUCGAAGAAUCUGUUCGGCUUUGGUCAGCAUGUUCACAAGCGCUUGAAGCAUGAUCUAUCGCGCUAUAUCGUAUGGCCAAUGUUUGCUCGGGACAUCGCUCCAGAUUCUACAAGUCCACUAAGCACACAGAAUCUUUACGGAGUGCAUCCAUUUUACAUUUGUGUCGAAAAUGAUGGUCUAGCUCAUGGUGUAUUCAUCUUCAACUCUAAUGCACAGGAAAUAGUUACAGGACCAGCUCCUCACCUAAUUUAUCGUACUAUCGGUGGCCAACUGGACAUUGCAUUCUUUCCCGGUCCAACACCUGAAGAGGUGGUUCAGCAAUAUUUGGCGCAUAUAGGUACUCCAUUUCUACCAGCAUACUGGGCACUUGGCUACCAGCUUUCUCGAUGGAACUACAAAGAUCUGGACGAACUGAAGAAAGUCAUCGCUCGUACUCAGGCAGCACGGGUCCCUUUGGAUAUUGCAGUUGCCGAUAUUGACUAUAUGGAUCGCUAUAAAGAUUUUACAGUGGGAGCGGGAUGGUCUGAUUUUGCUGCAUAUGUAAAUGAGCUGCAUAAUAAAGAUCUUUACCUAGUCUUGAUUUUCGAUCCUGCUAUUCAAGCGGAUUAUGACAGUUUCCAGAGAGGAUUAGAUAAGAAUGUCUCAUUUAUCGAGUGGGCAAAACAAUCGCAGGUUCCAAUGAGUAUUCAGAAGCUGUACCCCAUGGCUGCUAAUACCAUGAUAAUGUUGGGUAACGUUUGGCCUGAUAGGAACACAGCCUUUCCCGAUUUUCUCGACCCUAACAAUCAAACGCAGGAUUGGUGGACUUUGGAAUCUCAAAUGUUCCAUGAUAAGAUUCCUUUUGAUGGGAUGUGGAUCGACAUGAAUGAGCCGUCUAACUUUGAUACGGAUACCUACCAGAACAGCUAUCUAAGGUUUGAUGAUGCUCCCAAACCUCAUCUCUCCUGUCCAAUAUCGGGCCCAGAUGCCGAACUCGACAAUCCGCCGUACAAGACUUAUGCUGUAUAUAAUCGACCAGCAGAUGAGCUAUGCACAAAAACGCUUUGCAUGUUGGCUAAGACUGCUCGAAGGACCAUGAAUUUUUUCGACACCAAAAAUCUCUAUGGAGCCAUGGAGUUCAACUGGUUCGGUCUACCUUAUGUUGGUUCGGAUAUUUGUGGUUUUAGUGGGAACACGACCGAAGAACUUUGCCUAAGAUGGCAUCAGAUGGGCGCAUUCCAUUCAUUUUGUCGAGAUCACAACGCAUACGAUGGCAUACCACAAGAUCCAGCUGUUUGGCCAUCGGUAGCUACAGCAGCGCGGAUUGCGCUCGGCUUCCGAUAUAAGUAUCUACCCUAUCUUUAUAGUCUCCAUUAUGCCGCAACUGCUGAAGGCCACACAGUAGUGCGACCAUUAUUCUUUGAAUUUCCACACGAUACGGUGACGAUGGAAGUGGACCAUCAAUUUAUGUGGGGCUCUGCUUUGAUGAUUGCCCCUGCUGUAGAUGAGGGUGUCACAGCCGUACAUGCGUAUUUUCCGGAUGAUGUGUGGUAUUCUUUAGUAACUGAAAGUUAUGCGGCUCGUAUGGAUGUCGGUUACAUAGACGUCGAAGCCCGUCUUGAUUCACUGACGCCCGUCUAUGCCCGAGGAGGCUACGUAAUUCCACGACAAGCCUCAAAUAUGACGACAACGCAGUCACGCCGUAAUCCUUUGGAACUGCUAAUCACUAUGGGUAGCAAUAUCACCUCUCAAGGUGAACUGUACUGGGACGCAGGUGAUGAUCUGUACGACACACUAGAAAGCCACAAAAGACACCACUGGUCCUUCAAAUUUGAGGUAAACAUGGAAAAUGCCCUUCUGACUGGAAUUUGCGACUCUUGCGACGCUACUGUUUCAAUACCACCACUGAACAUUAUCGAAGUGUUUGGCUACAACUACUAUCCC
This is a messenger RNA of Cylicocyclus nassatus, 2463 nucleotides long. The record is from the annotation of a GenBank genome assembly. NCBI's taxonomy places the organism in Eukaryota, Metazoa, Nematoda, Chromadorea, Rhabditida, Strongylidae.